AUGGACUACACACAGUUCCAUUCUCUUCAAUUCACCUCACCAAUCUUACAAGCUCUGCCCGCUGUCACGCUGAUCGAACAUCUUCGGGAUGUUCAUCUCCAUUUUGCACGAGCACUUAACAUUCAGACACAUUCCGUCAUAUGGCCGGAGAACAAUUUCGUGGGUGAUAUUCGAUUUAAGCCACUUCGACUCCAGCCUUGGAUAGAGUUUCCUCGACUGCAAGAAGAGAUAUGGACCAAUCUCAUGGGGGUGUCUACGUUUGUCCAUUCCGGUCUGUUUGACCAGGGAAUCUUUCUUCAAUCAUCUGCCGAGGCGAUAAAUUUGUCACCUAUCAUGUCAGAAACUGGCUUGAAGAUAUUUCAAGCCCGAACAAUGGAAGACUUUCUCAAACAGAUUGUUGUAUUUAUGAAUCAGGACGCGACCCUGCAAAACACGUUUAGGCUCCGCGGACACUUGAUGCUCGAUCGGCCGCAUAAGGACUGCGUUGCCAUUUCGACGAUGGGGUUUGAAGAGCCAUGUUAUGCAACAAGUGCCAUCCCACCAUACUGUUUGACUCUACCUGAACUUGUUGCUGGGUUGCGCGCGAUAGAAACGUCUGAUAUCCUCGGGAAAGAACCUAGUACAUACGAAGAACAUUCCACCGCUAUGGUAGUCCACGCAAUCAUUCGACUUUUUUCCAGGAUGAUUUCUGCUGGAACUCAGCACGGCUACAUCUGCACUGGAGAGGCUUUUGUAUUUGUUCACAUUUCCACCAUAGACCCCGGCGUCGUCGAAUAUUACCUUUGUGUUCCUGGCCAAGAUGUCGCUGCUCAUGGAUAUGAUGCAGAUUCAACCUGGGUUCGGCGCACGGCUUUGGGUCAGGUACUCGCUUUCACACUCCAGUCAUUACUUGUCGCUCGACCAUCCCACGAGUGGCACGAUACAGCUUUCCGCUCCCUUCAAUUGAGCCACGAGGAUUAUUCAAGCCUCAUGCCCCAAACGCCGGAUAACAUUCGACUCAGACCACCAGCCAAAUACUUGUAUCAGAAUUCCUUCUGGGGUCGAUUUUGGGGGAAUCUUUUGCAAAGCAACUUGCACACAGACAAUGGCGAUCUUGGGCAGGCUGGUUCGCAGAACACUGAUCUGCAGGAGAGACCCUACUGUACCAUGGCAUGUCUCCGCGGCACUUCUGAAAAGGAUUAUCUGGAUCUAGAUUGUCCGAAUGCUAGUGAUCACGGCAUAGAAAGACAUUCAAUCAACUCCCAGGAGAUCACGGAUAGGCUGAGUGCUCAGCUCCUAGAAAGUCGAUAUGAAGGAUUCCAGCAGCUGCAUGUUAUUGGCCGAACCUGUUAUCUCAUCAAGGCAGUUUUGCUUUCUCACGGGUAUACGGUGUUAAUCAAGGCCACCACUGCGAGGCAAUCGCGCAGGAUCAAAGGCGAAGCACGUAACUAUCGUGAUCUGAUAGCGUUGCAGGGAUCUAAGAUUCCUGUCUGUCUUGGGAUGUUCGAGCCUAAGCUUCCGUACUGGUAUCAUGGCAGUCAGAUGCGCUACAUGCUGGUCCUUAGCUGGUCAGGAAUUCGACUAGACCAUGAAGUCAGCCCCGGACUGCGUCACUUCAUUGAGAUGCAGUUGGAGGAACUCCAGAGUAUUCUUCAAGAGCAUGGAGUCAUUCAGAGAGAUGCAGCUUACCGCAACGUGCUGUGGAAUUCCGCCUCGCACUCCCUUGUGAUGAUUGACUUGGAAGAUAUGAAAUGGCUGCAGGGGACUGUGCAGGGAUCUGACCCGUGUGAUGGAGCCGGGAUUGACGCCAUAAGAGAAGAUUUACGGAAGACGCAAACUGGGCCAGAGGCUAGCUUUGAGACGAUGGCAAAAAAUCUUCGACUUUGGCACUCUUAA
Messenger RNA from Penicillium paradoxum, 1875 nucleotides. RefSeq lists its product as uncharacterized. The transcript has a single exon. Lineage: Eukaryota; Fungi; Ascomycota; Eurotiomycetes; Eurotiales; Aspergillaceae. The record is from RefSeq and is a predicted model, not a curated record. Bases 1 to 1875 code for a protein of 624 amino acids.